This is a messenger RNA of Colletotrichum aenigma, 453 nucleotides long. RefSeq lists its product as uncharacterized. The record is from RefSeq and is a predicted model, not a curated record. The transcript has 2 exons. Lineage: Eukaryota; Fungi; Ascomycota; Sordariomycetes; Glomerellales; Glomerellaceae. The coding region runs from base 1 to 453 and encodes 150 amino acids.
AUGAAGACCGCAUUUCUCCUCGCAGCUCUGGCAGCCUGCGUCGUUUCUCUCCCAACAGCACCCCAUGUUGGACUUGCCCAGACCAAUGCGGAUGAAUCUUACCUCCCGAUGAAGGCUCGCGCGGAGACCAGUGCCGAUGAGUCGUAUCUGCCGAUGAAGCGGGCCGAGACGAGCGCCGACGAGUCUUAUGAUCCUAUGCGACGAGCUGAGACCAGUGCCGACGAGUCGUAUCUGCCGAUGAAGCGGGCCGAGACGAGCGCCGACGAGUCUUAUGAUCCUAUGCGACGAGCUGAGACCAGUGCCGACGAGUCGUAUCUGCCGAUGAAGCGGGCCGAGACGAGCGCCGACGAGUCGUAUUUGCCCAUGAAGCGUGCCGAGACUACCGCUGAUGAAUCUUACCUGCCAAUGAAGAGGGCCGAGACCAGUGCGGAUGAGUCCUAUCUUCCUAUGUAA